AGCCCAGAUAAAAUAGGGGAGGGUAUUUGGUGUCUGUGUCAAUCAGUGAACACUGACGCCAAAUGAGCCUUUUUGUGCGCCAUAAAUCAUUUGCGCCAAUCCCCAUGACUUUCCUCUGACCUGCCUCCUCCUCCUCCUCCUCCAGUAAGAAUAAAAAGCUCUCAUCCAGCGUUCUUGUUGAUUUCCUCGGUCACCAUGCUGCAGCUUUUGACCUUUCUGGUAGAAAAACUUUCUCUCCUCCUCAGGCUCAAAUGCCUGGAGUCACCCUGGUGGUGGGAGAAUAAUGAUCGGGAGCGCGCCGCGCCGCGCGCUCCACCUCCAUCCCCGCAGAGAGGGGACCUGCUGGAGGUUCCCAGAACCCUCUUCACCCACUUCGGCAUCUACCUGGGCGACAACCGCGUGGCGCACCUUAUCCCUGACAUCCUCCCCGUGUUCACAAGCAACAGCAAGCUGAUCCGCACCGUCAUCACCAACGACAGGCUCAUCCUGGGCUGCAUCUACAGGAGAGCCACGGUCCGAGUGGACUCGCUGGAGGACUUCGCGUACGGCUCCAGCAUCCUGGUGAACCGCGCGGACAGGAUGAUGCAGACGCAGCCGCUGCCCGCCGAGCGCGUGGCGCAGAGGGCCGAGAAACUGCUGGGAGACGUUCAGUACAGCCUGCUGUGGAACAACUGCGAGCACUUUGUCACUUUCUGCAGAUACGGCUCUGCCACCAGCAGGCAGACUGACAAGUUCUUUGAAAGUUUGAAAUCUGUGAUCAGAGACCAGCGCAGCGUCAUCCUCACGGGGCUUCUUGGCUUUAUCUCCUUGGUUUGCUUCGGCGUCGCUCCAUCAACCACUCUCCCCACCAUUCUGAUCCCCUUCUCUUUGUGGAUGGCCGGUUGAGGAAGUUUCUCCACUGGUAAUAGAGGAAAAAAACUUGACACAAAUAUGAGAAGGACUGAAACAUACGCGUAUCAUCUUCAUCAUGU
Oryzias melastigma (Indian medaka) is the source of this 971-nucleotide messenger RNA. RefSeq names its product lecithin retinol acyltransferase a (gene lrata). Gene Ontology annotation, biological process: retinol metabolic process. Bases 196 to 885 code for a protein of 229 amino acids. The record is from RefSeq and is a predicted model, not a curated record. Gene Ontology annotation, molecular function: phosphatidylcholine-retinol O-acyltransferase activity. Lineage: Eukaryota; Metazoa; Chordata; Actinopteri; Beloniformes; Adrianichthyidae. The transcript is spliced from 2 exons.